GCCGCUGGGCCAGGUCGAACCUUUCGGGUGCUGCGCGAGGAGCAGCAUGUGGCCAGGCCUGGAAUGCGGAACGCCGUCGUGCUGCAGGGCUUCGUGACGAGCUACCUCUGCGACGUGGACGUUGAGCAUGAGCAACAUGCAAACCUGCUUCGCGCGGCUGCCUGGGAGACGGUCGCGAAAGCCGCCUGCAGCGAUGAAGAUGCGGUCAUGGCCACCCCGCCCACGCCCGUAACGCUACUCGUCACUGGUGACUACAGCAUCGCCGCGCAGCCGCUUGUGCUCAAGUCUAGAGACGGGGCCGGGGUGUUCGCAUCGGGCAAGCUUAGAGUUAGCGUUGUGCAGGACGCCGCCGCGCCGGAGCGGAAGGCGGAGUUCGGGUCUGCGGUGUUGGUCCAGUCGUGGCUCAGUGCCCGCGCCGAGCCGCCAAACGGCUGGCAGGACCCCCACGCCUGGCUGCACGCCGUUAAGCCCAGCCAACAUACAGCGGUGCGCAAGAACCUGCGCGCGUUGGGCUCUGUCGAGGUGCCCGUAUUCAUGAACGACGUGGGCGGCCUGCGCGAGGCCAUGCGCGGGGGCCAAUGGCCGCCGUCGCCGCUGCCGCUCAGCGUCUUCCAGGCGCGCAACAAGGCCAGGGGCGCGACAGCAGAGGCGCCGCCGCCGCUACGGGAGAGCGACUGCGUGGGUGGCCUGGAGGUCCCGGUGGUGUGGGUGCAGCCGCUGGCCGGCAAGGUCUACCCCGUGCGCCGCGCCCACAGCUACCGUGUGCGGCCGGCGGCGGCUACGGGCGACGGGGCGGCCCCGCUGGAGCGAGCCUGCGCGGCGCUGGCUCUGUCUGCGCUGGGGCCGCAGUGGCGGGCGGUGCUGCUGCCGCCGGCGCUGCCGCUGCGGUCGGGGCUGCCGCUGACGUCGCCGGAGGGCCCGCUGCUGCAGUACGUCGCGUAUGUGCGGGUGGGGGCUGAUGGGCUGGAGCCAGAGCCGCAGCCGCAGCCGCCGGCGUGUCAGCACGUGCAGCAGCCCAACACGCCGGAAAGGCCGGCGGCCCGGUGGCAGGAGGGCAGUCACGAGGAGGCGGACGAGCCCAAGAGCCCCACGGACCAGCAGGGGAGGGCCGGCAGGGGGAGCCAGCAGCAGCAGAGCAGUCAACAGCAGCAGCCCUUGCAGCAGGCUUCCCCACCGGAACCGUCUGCGGCCGCUGCUGCGGCGGCGCCAGCUACCCCGCCGCGGGUGCGCCAGGCCCAAGGCCAGACCGCCUCCCCGGCGGCCACACCCGACACGCCGUACCGCAGCGAGGCGCCGCCGCCGCUCCCUCGGACACGGGCGGCGGCGGCAGCGCUGGCCUCCGCCCCAGCCUCCGCCGCCCCAACAGGCAGCAGGAGCUUCGCGUCCGCGGCCACCACGGCAGCGGCGGCUCGAACGCGGGCAGUGCUCGCGUCAGGGCCUGCGGACGGAGCAGUGGAUGCGGCACUGCUGCUGGCGCUCGGCGACGGUGCUGAGGCCAGUGGCGCCAAGAGCGGUGCGGAGGACGAUGGGGCGACACCAGACACGGGGGACACCAACACCGGAACAAACACCGACGACGACGAUGACGAUGACGAUGACAGUGUGGGCGAGGUGGACGGUGGGCAGCCUGCAGGGCCCGGCGACACAGUUGGCGUGCUGGCUCGCGAUGAGGUGAAUGCACAACAGCUGGAGGAAGGGUUGGAGGAGGUGGAGCGCAGGGCGGCGGCGGCAGUGGCGGCGGACAGCAGCAGGGCGGCGGCGGUGGCGGCCGCGUUGACGCUGGCGGACUGCAGGCAGGCGGCCCUGGCGGCCAAGGACAACGGUGGCGGCAAUGGAGCUGCAGGCGGCGGCGCAGAAGAUGGGAAUGCUGAUUGUGGUAGUGAUGACGCUGCUGCGGAAAAUGAGGAGGAAGAGGAGGUGGCGGAGGAGGACGAAGAGGAGGAGGAGGCAGCGGAGGAGGAGGAACAGGCUUCAUCGCCAGCUCUCCGCUCAGUUCAAAACUUGGGCUCCGGAGACCCCCCAGCCGACAGCGCAGCUGCUGGUCCUGACCCUGACGCGGCGGCGGCGGCGGCGGCGGCGGCGGCGGUGGCGGAUGCCCACGGCGGCUGGCUGGGGCUUGUGCCGGGCACCGUGGAGGUGCUGGAGCUGCUACAGCAGCAGCAGUUGCAGCAGCACAGCGGGCGGCAGCGGCUACAACCACGCGACCAAGCCGAGGUGGAGAGUCCAAAAGGGGGUGCGGCCGCGGCGGGAGCAGCAGCGGAUACAGGGCGGGGCAAGCCAGGGUCAAAGGCGCAGCAGCUCGCGGAUCAGCAGCCCCACGUCGGCGCGGCUGCCGCGGCUGCCGCCGCUGCUGAGACUGAUGGUCUCGUGGUGAUGGUGCCCAUCAACAUCGUCACCUACAACAUCCACAGCAUCAAGCUGCGCCGCGCCGCUGCACCAGCAGCGGUGCCGGCAGCCGAGCUCCAGGCUGCGCCGGCCGCCCCCGCACAGGGCAAGCAGCAGCCAGCCAAGGCCAAGGGCAGGGCCAAAGGCAAACCUAAGGCCGCGGCCAAGGCCGCGGCGGCUGGAUCUGGAGACGUGGACGGCCCCAGUGGCAGCGGCGGUGACGACCCGGAGGAGGCCGGCGGCUCGGACACGGACAUGUUUGAGAUGGAGCGGGUGCUGGAUCUCGUGAUGGGGGCCAGUGGCUGGGCGCUGCAGGGCGCGAAGGCGACCUCGGCCGGCCAGCUAGACGUCAUCUGCCUGCAGGAGGUGCGUGUGGCCAAGAGGCGCGCCGCGGAGCUGCAGCAGCUGCUCACGCGACUUCAGCGGAAAUGGAAGUACCAAUAUGUUACGGCGGGCGAACACGUCAUCCUGUGGAACCCGCGCACGCUGGAGCGCGUGGCUGCUACAGCCGCAGCCGACAGCGGCAGCGGCGGCGCUGCAGCUGAUUGUAGCACGGAGCCCGACUACGUCUGGCGCCGCAGCGCCGGCGGCGUGGGCCUUCUGGACGUGGCCUGGGGCGACAACCCGGAGCUGAGCGGGCCCUACAACGCCGCCUGCGCGGCCAUGGAGGCCUACGCGGGGACCCAGAAGCGCAGGCGCUGCCGCGACGUGGAAACCUUCUUCCGCUACCCACCCAUCACCGUGGUUCUGCGCCGCCGCCCGGAGACCACCGGCUCCAGCGCCACCUACGUCAUCACCACCGCGCACACGCCCGGCACGGGGCUGCUCUCAAGCAAGAGCAAAGGCGCCAAGGGCGGCGGCACAAGUGGCGCCGGCAGCAAGAGCGAAGCCGCCAAGGGCGCCAGCACAAGUGGCGCCGGCAGCAAGAGCGAAGGCUGCGGACGCGGCGCUGGCGGCAGCGGCACCAGUGGCAGCGGCAAUCGCGGCCGACACCUGGAGCAGUUGGGCCGGGAGGUGGAGUGGAUGUUGCAGGAGCGGCGGUACAGGCGGGUGGUGGAGCACAUGCGGCUUCGCAGCCCGGGGCUGAAGCGGACCUACCCAGCGGGGCUGCUGCCCAGCGCGGCGGCCAAGGACGUGGUGCACGUGCUGGCGGGCGAUUUCAACACCCACCUCUACCGCCCCGCGGUGCAGUGGGCCGCCAGGCAUGACGACGGCGGUGACGGCGACGCAGACGUAGGCGGAGGUGAUAGCGAAGGCGGAGGCGGGGGCGCAGCGGUGGUGGGGCAGGAAAAGGGGCAGGAGAAGGGGCAGGCGGCAGUGGCUGUUGCGGUGGCGGCGCGGCGACGGCCGCAGACGCGGCUGCAGAGCCGCGCGGCGGGCGACGAGCCGCCCUUCCGCUGCCUGGCCGACUGGGUGGCGUUUGGCGGCGGCCGCGAGGCGGCGGCGGAGCCGACCACCAGCUCCAAAUUCCCUGACGUGGUGUAUGUGCUCAAGCGGAGCCUGACGGCCGUGGGCCUCCGCCACACCGGCUUCUGCACGCUGUCGCUAGGCCGCGGCCCCAACAAGCAGGGAGUGGAGGGCCGCGGGCUGUACGGCGGCUCCAGCGACCACAAACCGCUGCUGGUGGCGUUUCGAGAGGUGGGGCAGCGGGAGAUGCCGGUUGUGUCGCUGGCGGCGGCGGUGGAUGAUGCAGUGGCGGCAGGCGUGGCGGCGCGGAUGGGGCGCAUCCUGCACACCGUGCGUGUCAUGGUGGAGAAGGGCCUCUCGGUGAACGCGGUGAUGGCGUUCCUGCAGGAGGCGCAGGGGCGGGAGGCGGAGGGUGAUGACAGGGCGGAGGCGGGAGGACGCGGGGAGGCGGCGGCACCGCGGGCUGUGCUGUAGCUGGCGGGGCGUGUGUGUGUUAAAGAGCACAAGGAAAGCAGUGUGUCUGUGUGCGUGUGUGCGUGUGCGUGUGCGUGUGUGUGUGUGCGUGUGCGUGUGCGUGUGCGUGUGUGUGUGUGUGUGUGUGUGUGUUAAAGAGCACAAGGAAAACAAUACGCGCAGGAUAACGGGUGUGAUGCAGAGUUACGGCCGCGGAUUACCUUGUGUGCGUACGAGUAUGGGGGGGGGCGGUUUUGGCCGUCCAUGAACGAUGGGGAGGGCUUGGGAGACAGUUAAAGCCGCGAGGCGGGGUGCCGCAUGGAUUGCGACAUGGUAAGCGCGCUUGGGAUGCGGGCAUGACGCAUGUGGCCUGCAUUCCAGGAUGGCACUGUGAGCGGAGAUGAUGCGAAGGUGGUGAGGCGAGGCGAGGUGGUCGAACAUGAAGAAGAAUUUCGGUUGGACACUCUGGGAGAAGUCUUGCAUUUGCAUUCACACUAGCUUACAUUUCUCUGCAGUGGCGCGGUGCAGCAGCUAGAGUCAAGCCCACGGACGUGGUACUGGCUUGACAUGUGCAGCCAGCCAUGUACGCAUGUAAUCUAUAGAAGCU
Chlamydomonas reinhardtii is the source of this 4852-nucleotide messenger RNA. RefSeq lists its product as uncharacterized. Lineage: Eukaryota; Viridiplantae; Chlorophyta; Chlorophyceae; Chlamydomonadales; Chlamydomonadaceae. The transcript has 3 exons. Bases 64 to 4266 code for a protein of 1400 amino acids. The record is from RefSeq and is a predicted model, not a curated record.